CGUAAAUCCAUGGCAUUUCCUAAAACAUACAGCCUUGGAGUGAUCACACUAAUCUUAACCUUUGGGGGCAUGCUCCAGGGGUUGGAGAUGUCGUCUCUAACCGCGUUUCUUCAUCUCAAACAAUCUAGAGACUUUAAUGGUUCCCUUGACAGUGAAGGGCAAAUGCUCGUAACGGCAGCAGGUCCCGUUGGCGCGUUCUUGGGUUGCUUGCUUGGGGGCCAUGUGUACGACUUUGUCGGGUUUAUCUGGACCCUGGAGCUCCUUUGUUUAUUCUGGGUGGCAGGAAGCGUCCUUUCCAUUAUUGAAACCGACAACUACAUGCUAAUUGGAUCCAGAGCGUUGAAAGGAAUAGCGGUAGGGAUGGUCUCCUCCAGCUUCUCAUGUUAUGUCUGUGACACCGUCCCCGUCCGUAAAAGAGGACGCAUCCUUGCGCUUAUCCAGGGAUCCACCAACUGGGGUGUAUUUCUGAUGCUUCUUACUGGCUACUUCUGCUCUUACAUCCCCGGCGAUUUAUCGUUUCAGUUAGGGUGGGGGGUGGAGAUGGUACCGGGAGUGCUCCUCUUGUUUACGGGCUUUUGCCUUCCAGAAUCUCCCAAAUGGCUUGCAAACAACUCGAAAUGGAUCGCUGCCACAAAAGUGGCGGAGAAAAUGCGGGAACAGGCUGAGAGAUCUAACCCUCCAAGGAAACAAACCGUGUUCCCCCAAUCAACUUCCGCGUCAACGCAGACGUUAAAGGCGAUAUCCAGCACCCAGGGGGUUGGGGAAUUGGAGAGAAUCCUCGAUACCAUGGUUAACAAUGAAAAGAAAAAGUUUCACUACCACGAUUUGUUUCGCAAGCGCUUACGCCAUUACACUGCCCUUGCCGUGUUUUCACAGGUUUUGGCACAGAUUUCCGGGAACACCAUGAUGGUGUAUUACAUUCUCACCCUCUGUAUCGCAUGCGGGGUAGAGGAAGACUACCACACGGCGGUGGUUGGCUUCCAGUUCAUGGCGAACGCUUUGUUCACAGUUUUACCAGUGCUCUUUCUCGAUAGUUGCAGGCGUAAAAAUGUACUUGUGUUUGGGACUUUUGCCAUGGGUCUUUGUCACAUCUGUAUGGGAGGUAUCAUGAUUAUUUACGGCACCGUGGACGAACCCAGAUCGCCUUACCGCAUGCUUCCAUUGUCGCUUAGGGGCCAGAUGGCCUCCGCUGCCAUAGCGCUUUGGGUGUUUUUAAUGGUGGUAUUCUCAGCCACCGUUUCGUGUGCCUCAUGGCUCUUUACGAAUGAGAUUAUGCCUACUAAAGCGAGGGCCAAGGGAGUGAGUUUCAGCAUGGGGGUAUCCUGGCUCUGCCACGGGGGUAUUUUGCUUGGUUCUCCGUGGUUUUUGAGGUACUUGAGCUACAACAUCUUCUUCAUCUUUGGGAUUCUUUCUCUUCUCAGCUGCUUUUUCUACGCCUUUGUCUUCCCCGAGACUAGGGAUUUGAGUGAAAGGGCGAUCAAUGUGAUUUACGGGUUUCAUUCAUACCGCGACUACGAAGAGAAGCUGGGCUUUGUAGUGCAUUCUCCAGCGGGUAACUCGCCCAAUGACUUGGUUAAGCAAAAGUUGGAUAACGAGAGGGAGUAUCAGAACGGAGAUACAAAAUAUGCCUUCCGGAGCCACCAACCUUCCGGACCAUCGUUUCUAUCUUACGAACCUGGAAGCUUCUUAGGAGGUGGGGCUCCGAUGCAGCCUGAGUCGCUUGAUUGUGUAGCGGCCCUACCGGCACUGCGAGGAAAUGGCCUGUUUUACGGUAGUAAGCAGAGUUUGUUGAAGCAGUCGACCCUUAAUAGGGCUUCGAUGAUGGGUAGAGAGGUUGGUAAAGCAGACGGAAGAGGCAUGCUUAAAACCAAUCAGGCCACCAUACCCGAUUCUGUCCGAACAAAACCCUUUCAGAGAAGUCCUGCUAUGCAAACCCCCGAGAGUCUAGGAGCGAGUCAGCGAUCCAACGCUGAGGUUAAUGUUUCGGGCUCUAGUUUUCUCGGAGAGUAUUACCAAGAGUCUGACUCUCUUACACCCAAGGAUCCUUGUGUGUUAUAAUCAAUGGGGGGUUCCAAUUGCGGAGAGCUUCCCACCGUUACUGUCGUGAAUUUAUUUAUAAUACAAUCAAACACUGGGGUAUUGUCCCAAGAAUAAUGAUUUUUAUUCCG
Babjeviella inositovora NRRL Y-12698 is the source of this 2168-nucleotide messenger RNA. RefSeq lists its product as uncharacterized. Gene Ontology annotation, cellular component: membrane. Gene Ontology annotation, biological process: transmembrane transport; carbohydrate transport. The record is from RefSeq and is a predicted model, not a curated record. The transcript is spliced from 3 exons. Gene Ontology annotation, molecular function: carbohydrate:proton symporter activity. The coding region runs from base 10 to 2058 and encodes 682 amino acids. Lineage: Eukaryota; Fungi; Ascomycota; Pichiomycetes; Serinales.